Messenger RNA from Plasmodium yoelii, 8286 nucleotides. RefSeq names its product TRAP-like protein. The transcript is spliced from 2 exons. NCBI's taxonomy places the organism in Eukaryota, Apicomplexa, Aconoidasida, Haemosporida, Plasmodiidae. Bases 1 to 8286 code for a protein of 2761 amino acids. The record is from RefSeq and is a predicted model, not a curated record.
AUGAAAUUUUUUUUUAUUUUAGUUAUUUUCAGUUUUUUCAGUUUCUCUUUUGGGGGAAAACUGAAGAAGUCAUUUUUGGAACUUGAGGCUCCCCCCCCGUAUAUUUUUGAUUUUUGUAAGGGGAUGAACAUUCAUUUUCUAAUAAGUGCAGAAGAAGUUAAUAGUAAUGAAUUUUUAAAUCACCUAAUAUAUGCGAUUAUGGGUACAGUAAAUUAUAUGAGAUUAAGUAUAGGCAAUGUUAUUUCAGUUUCAAUUUUUGAUGAAAAGAUAGUAUAUAAAAAUAUUAAAACUAUUGGGAAGAUAAAAAAGCAUCCAUUUGCUCGUGAAAUUGAAGAUGCAUAUAAAAAAUAUGCUCAUUACGAACCAAAAGAAACCAACUUGAAAAAUUCAAUAAUAGACUAUCAUGAAAAUGUUAUAUUAAGCGAUCCAGUAAUGAAAAAUCAAAAAAAUGUUAUCAUUAUUUGCAAGGCAUUUGACAAAACAGAUUUAACAGAUUACAGUGAGGAAACAAUAAAUUUUAUUAGGGAUAAAAGAGACCAAGAUUUAGGAAUUUAUUUUAUUUCAGAAAAUACUAUGUAUUCUUCUAAUAUGGUUUAUAAACUUUCAGAAACGAGGCUCGAUGAAGACGGACUUUAUCCUAUUGCACAUUUGCUUUCUGGUCUUUAUGAUAAUAGAUUAGUUAUCAGUGUAAAGAAAUUUUGUUAUCAUUUAACACAUGGAUCACUUUGCAAUAAAUAUAAUGAUUGGAGUGAUUGGUCUGGUCCAUGUGAAUUUAGACAACGACGAAAAGAAAUUCCUUUAAAUAUUACUAGAACAAAAGCUACUAAAUUUUUACGUCAUUAUAUCCCAACUUGCAGUAAUACUUUUGAUUAUUCAAUAUCUGUUAAAGAAGAUUUCAAAAUUGAUUGCUCUAAUAUAAUAUAUGAUUGUAGGGGUACAUGUGAUGCUGGCUAUAAAUUUAAACCUUUUGUUGCAGAUAAUGAAAUUGUAGAACGUUAUGUAGAAUGUACAGAUUUGCCACCUUGCACGGAAGAACAAAGAAAAAGUAGAGAUAAAUAUGAAUAUAAAAAAAUAAUAAAAGAUCUUAACGAUGAAGCAGAACAAAAAGAAUAUCAAGAUACUAUUGAACGAAAAGUUAUAGAAAAAAUACGAGAAGGCGAAACAGAAGCCCAAGCUAAUGCACGAAAAAUUAAAGCAAUACAUGAAUUCAUAGACAACCGAAUAAAUGCAAUGUUAAACAAGCAAUAUGCUCUUUUAAAUAUAAAACCUCCCGGAUAUAAAGAAGAAACAAAAGGAAACUCAGAAGAUCUCACUGAUACGAACAUAAUUUCGGAAAUAUUACCUCCCCAAUACACAGUAUCUGGGAAUUCGAACUUAAAAAAAUAUCCUGCAAAAGAUACCGAUUCAAAAAAAGGAGACAAUCACGAACCCCAUAAAGAUGACCAAGAGAUCAAGGUAAUUGAAAAUUAUCACCCUAAACAAAAUGGUGAAGUGGAGAAGGAAAUAUCCGAAAUUAAUAACGAUUCAGACGGGAAUAUUACUAAAAAUCCAACCGAUAUACGAAUAUUAGAAAAAAAACAAUUAAAUGGAAAUAAUAAACAUACUGAUGAUCCCAUCGAUGGUGCACAAGAUGGAGAUAAAUAUGAAGGGAAUGUAAUUGCCGAAAAUAAAGAAAUAAAAGGCAUUGAUAAAAAUACCGACGAAACAACAAUUAAUAAUAAUAUGAGGGUUGAUAACACAUCUGAAAUGAAAGCUGACCCCAUAUAUACAAGUGUAGACCACGAAAAAAAUAAUGGGAAUGCAGAAUCUAAUAAACAAACAUUGCCAAAAGAAGAAUCAGAAUCAAAUAAAGAGAAAUAUGAAGACAAACAAAUAUUUCCAGAUAAAACAAAAAGUGAAACUGAAAAAAAAGACAAAGAAAUUGUUACUGACCAAGAAUUGAAUAAAAUAACACAAAACGGAAAUGUAGAAAAUAAAGGUGAAGAAAAUCCUGAAAAUUCCAAAACAAUUGUAUCAGAUAGCAAUAUUUUAAGUAAGCAAAUUCCAAUAGAUAAUACUAAAAUAAUAGAAUCACAUUCUACAUUAGAUGAAAAUAAAACAGUAGAAGGAAAUAUAUCUACACAUGAAACUAAAACAGUAGAAGAAGGUAUACCUGUACAUGAAAGUAAAAUAGUAGAUGAGCAUAAACCUUUAGAAGAAACUAAAAAAGUAGAAGAAUAUGAACCUGUACAUGAAAGCAAAACCGUAGAAGGAAAUAUACCUAAAUAUGAAAGUAAAACAGUAGAAGGAAAUAUACCUGCAUAUGAAAAUAAAACAAUAGAAGAAGAUAUGCCUGUAAAUGAAACCAAAACAAUAGAAGAGCAUAAACCUGUACAUGAAACUAAAACAGUAGAACAAAGUAUACCUGUACAUGAAACUAAAGCAAUAGAAGAAAAUAUACCUGCAUAUGAAAGUAAAAUAGUAGAAGAAGAUAAACCUGUGCAUGAAACUAAAACAGUAGAAGAAAAUAUACCUGUACAUGAAACUAAAACGGUAGAAGAAGAUAAACCUGUACAUGAAACUAAAACAGUAGAAGAAGAUAAACCUGUAUAUGAAACUAAAACAAUAGAAGAAGAUAUUCCUGUAUAUGAAACUAAAACAGUAGAAGAACAUAAACCUGUACAUGAAAGUAAAGUAAUAGACGAACACAAACCUCUCGAAGAAACCAAAACAAUAGAAGAGCAUAAAUCUACAUAUGAAAGUCAAAUAGUAGAAGAAAAUAUACCUGUACAUGAAACUAAAACAGUAGAAGAUAAACCUGUAUAUGAAAGUAAAGUAAUAGACGAACAUAAACCUUUCGAAGAAACUAAAACAGUAGAUGAUAAUAUGCCUACAUAUGAAACUAAAGCAAUAGAAGAAAAUAUGCCAGUACAUGAAACUAAAAUAGUAGAAGAAGAUAAACCUGUACAUGAGACUAAAGCAAUAGAAGAAGAUAUACCUGUACAUGAAACUAAAAUAGUAGAAAAUAUACCUGUACAUGAAACUAAAACAAUAGAAGAAAAUAUACCUGCAUAUGAAACUAAAACAGUAGAAGAAAAUAUACCUGUACAUGAAACUAAAACAGUAGAAGAAGAUAAACCUGUAUAUGAAACUAAAACAGUAGAACAAAGUAUACCUGUACAUGAAACUAAAGCAAUAGAAGAAAAUAUACCUGCAUAUGAAAGUAAAACAGUAGAAGAAGAUAAACCUGUAUAUGAAACUAAAACAAUAGAAGAAGAUAUGCCUGUAUAUGAAACUAAAACAGUAGAAGAACAUAAACCUGUACAUGAAAGUAGAGUAAUAGACGAACACAAACCUCUCGAAGAAACCAAAACAAUAGAAGAGCAUAAAUCUCCAUAUGAAAGUCAAAUAGUAGAAGAAAAUAUACCUGUACAUGAAACUAAAACAGUAGAAGAUAAACCUGUAUAUGAAAGUAAAGUAAUAGACGAACAUAAACCUUUCGAAGAAACUAAAACAUUAGAUGAUAAUAUGCCUACAUAUGAAAGUAAAGUAAUAGACGAACAUAAACCUUUCGAAGAAACUAAAACAGUAGAUGAUAAUAUGCCUACAUAUGAAACUAAAGCAAUAGAAGAAAAUAUGCCAGUACAUGAAACUAAAAUAGUAGAAGAAGAUAAACCUGUACAUGAGACUAAAGCAAUAGAAGAAGAUAUACCUGUACAUGAAACUAAAAUAGUAGAAAAUAUACCUGUACAUGAAACUAAAACAAUAGAAGAAGAUAUACCUACAUAUGAAACUAAAACAGUAGAAGAAGAUAAACCUGUACAUGAAACUAAAACUGUAGAAGAUAAUAUCCCUGUGCAUGAAACUAAAACAGUAGAAGAAGAUAAACCUGUACAUGAAACUAAAACUGUAGAAGAUAAUAUCCCUGUGCAUGAAACUAAAACAGUAGAAGAUAAUAUUCCUACAUAUGAAACUAAAGGAAUAGAAGAAAAUAUACCUGUACAUGAAACUAAAACAGUAGAAGAAGAUAAACCUGUACAUGAGACUAAAGCAAUAGAAGAAGAUAUACCUGUAAAUGAAAGUAAAAUAGUAGAAGAUAUGCCUACAUAUGAAACUAAAACAGUAGAAAAUAUACCUGUAAAUGAAACUAAAAAAAUAGAAGAGCAUAAACCUGCAUAUGAAAGUAAACUAGUAGAAGAUAUGCCUACAUAUGAAACUAAAGCAAUAGAAGAAGAUAUACCUACAUAUGAAACUAAAACAGUAAAUGAUAAUAUGCCUAUAUAUGAAACUAAAACAUUAGAAGAAGAUAUACCUGUACAUGAAACUAAAAUAGUAGAAGAUAUGCCUACAUAUGAAACUAAAACAAUAGACGAACAUAAACCUCUAGAUGAAACCAAAACAAUAGAAGAGCAUAAACCUGCAUAUGAAAGUAAAAUAGUAGAAGAUAUGCCUACAUAUGAAACUAAAACAGUAGAAGAAGAUAAACCUUUACAUGAAACUAAAACAAUAGACGAACAUAAACCUCUAGAUGAAACCAAAACAAUAGAAGAGCAUAAAUCUACACAUGAAAGUCAAAUAGUAGAAGAAGAUAAACCUGCAUAUGAAACUAAAACAGUAGAACAAAGUAUACCUGUACAUGAAACUAAAGCAAUAGAAGAAAAUAUACCUGCAUAUGAAACUAAAACAGUAGAAGAAAAUAUACCUGUACAUGAAACUAAAACAGUAGAAGAAGAUAAACCUGUAUAUGAAACUAAAACAGUAGAACAAAGUAUACCUGUACAUGAAACUAAAGCAAUAGAAGAAAAUAUACCUGCAUAUGAAAGUAAAACAGUAGAAGAAGAUAAACCUGCAUAUGAAAGUAAAAUAGUAGAAGAUAUGCCUACAUAUGAAACUAAAACAGUAGAAGAAGAUAAACCUGUACAUGAAACUAAAACAGUAGAAGAAGAUAUACCUACAUAUGAAACUAAAACAGUAGAAGAAGAUAAACCUGUAUAUGAAAGUAAAGUAAUAGAAGAAGAUAUACCUGUACAUGAAACUAAAACAGUAGAAGAAGAUAAACCUGUAUAUGAAACUAAAAUAGUAGAAGAAGAUAUACCUACAUAUGAAACUAAAACAGUAGAAGAAGAUAAACCUGUAUAUGAAAGUAAAGUAAUAGAAGAAAAUAUACCUGUACAUGAAACUAAAACAGUAGAAGAAGAUAAACCUGUACAUGAGACUAAAGCAAUAGAAGAAGAUAUACCUGUACAUGAAACUAAAACAGUAGAAGAAGAUAAACCUGUAUAUGAAACUAAAACAGUAGAUGAUAAUAUGCCUACAUAUGAAACUAAAGGAAUAGAAGAAAAUAUGCCAGUACAUGAAACUAAAAUAGUAGAAGAAGAUAAACCUCUCGAAGAAACCAAAACAAUAGAAGAGCAUAAACCUACAUAUGAAACUAAAACAGUAGAUGAUAAUAUGCCUACAUAUGAAACUAAAGGAAUAGAAGAAAAUAUACCUGUACAUGAAACUAAAACAAUAGAAGAAGAUAUACCUACAUAUGAAACUAAAACAGUAAAUGAUAAUAUGCCUAUAUAUGAAAGUAAAACAGUAGAAGAAGAUAAACCUACAUAUGAAACUAAAGGAAUAGAAGAAAAUAUACCUGUACAUGAAACUAAAACAGUAGAAGAAGAUAAACCUGUACAUGAGACUAAAGCAAUAGAAGAAGAUAUACCUGCAUAUGAAAGUAAAAUAGUAGAAGAAGAUAAACCUGUAUAUGAAACUAAAACAAUAGACGAAGAUAAACCUGUAUAUGAAACUAAAAUAGUAGAAGAAUAUAAACCUCUCGAAGAAACCAAAACAAUAGAAGAGCAUAAACCUACAUAUGAAACUAAAAUAGUAGAAGAUAUGCCUACAUAUGAAACUAAAACAUUAGAUGAACAUAAACAUGUACAUGAAAGUAAAAUAGUAGAAGAUGAUAUCCCUGUGCAUGAAACUAAAGUAAUAGAAGAGCAUAAACCUCUAGAUGAAAAUAAAGUAAUAGAAGAAGAUAUCCCUGUGUAUGAAACUAAAACAGUAGAAGAAGAUAAUCCUACAUAUGAAACAAAAACAGUAGAAGAAAAUAUACCUGUGUAUGAAAAUAAAACAGUAGAAGAAGAUAUCCCUGUGCAUGAAACUAAAACAAUAGAAGAAGUUAUACCUACAUAUGAAAAUAAAGUAAUAGACGAACAUAAACCUUUCGAAGAAACUAAAACAAUAGAAGAAGAUAUCUCUCUCGAUGAAAAUAAAGUAAUAGAUGAAGUUAUACCUCUACAUGAAACUAAAACAGUAGAAGAGGGUAUACCGGUACAUGAAAACAAUACAGUAGAAGAAAUUAUACCUGUACAUGAAAGUAAAACAAUAAAAGAGCAUAAACCUCUCGAAGAAACUAAAACAAUAGAAGAGCAUAAACCAGUUGAUACUAUCGAUGCCAGUGACAUUAUAGAUAAGGGAAUAAGUAUUGAUGACAAUAAAAUUAUUCAGGAAAAUGGUGGACGAAUUUCAGAUAAAGAUGAGGCAAUUGAAAAUUUAGAUGGCUACGAAUCAACUAAGUCCACAAAUUAUAGUGAUAAUAGUGAUGAUAAUGAAGAAGAAGAAAUUAUUGUCCCAAAUCAAAAUAUAGACUCAUCAACGAGCAAUAUUAUUAAUGAUCAAUCUAAAAUAAUAUACACAGGUAAAAGCGUAAACAAAACUCUAAAUAGCGAUUCUGAUGAGAAUAUGCAUAUGGAAUCAAGAAAGGAAGAUAUUCAAAAAGAAAGUGAAAAUAAUAAAGAUGUGGUAAGUCAUAUACCUGAUGAUAAAAUUAUACACGGGGUAGUAAAUAAUGACGAGAAAAAAUUAUUAAUAGAUGAAAAAAAUAUUGAAGAUAUAUUAGAAAAAGAUCUUAAUGUUGAUAAUUCAGAAGGCAGAAGCAAUGAAUAUAAUACCAUACACAUGCAAAAUAAAGCGGAUACCAUUUUAGACGAACAUAAUAAUAGAGAAAAAAUUGAUAACAAUGGAAAAAUAAGCGAACAAAUUUCUGAAGACAAAUCAUAUAAUCUAGAUAUUAAAGUGGAAAGAGAUGCAUUACCACAUGAUAGUAUUAAUAUACAAAAAGCAAAAGACGAAGCUGAUAUAAAGAAAGAAGAAGCCGAUAUAAAGAAAGAAGAAGCCGAUAUAAAGAAAGACGAAGCUGAUAUAAAGAAAGACGAAGCUGAUAUAAAGAAAGAAGAAACUGAUAUACAGAAAGAAGAAGCCGAUAUAAAGAAAGAAGAAACUGAUAUACAGAAAGAAGAAGAAGCUGUUAUAAAGAAAGACGAAGCUGAUAUAAAGAAAGAAACUGAUAUAAAGAAAGAAACUGAUAUAAAGAAAGAAACUGAUAUAAAGAAAGACGAAGCUGUUAUAAAGAAAGAAGAUAUAUCUAUGAAUAAGGAAAUAGACGAAAAAAAACUAAUAAUAGAAGAUAAUACUAAUUGUCCACCAAAUGUAAUUACUAUAAAAGAAAAAUGUGACGAAACGGCUAGAGAAUCUGAUGUAAAUCCAGAAAGUACAAUUAUAAAAGACAAAGACGAUGUAUCUACAGAAAACUCUAAUACCGAAAAAAUCGAAAAAACCGAAAAAACCGAAAAAACCGAAAAAACUGAAAAAAACGACGUAAUUGAUGAUAGUGAUGAUUUUAAUAUAAAUGAAAUAAUUAGUGAUGUAGUAAAUGAUAAUGUUAAUAGUAACGAAAAUGGAAAUAAAUAUGAUCAAAACGAAAAACUAGGCAUGCUAGAUGAUUUCGUAGAAAAAUCAAAAAAAAUUUCAGGUGAAAAAAAUGAUUAUCCUUAUAAAUAUUAUUCAGAUACAAAAAGCGUUCAUAAAAUUUUUUUCAAAAAAUCACAAGGGAAAAUCGAUGAAAAUAAAUAUAUUAUCGUUGGGCAGAAUAAUUAUAUUAUAGAUUCCAAAGACGCUAAAAAUCCUUUUCAAAAAAAUAUGUCUAAUGGUAUUGAUAAAAUUUUAGAAGAAAAAAUCCAAAAAGACAUAAAAAACACAUUAGAAGGUUAUAACAAUGGAAAAGAAGAAGAAGAAGAAAAAGAAAAAAGCAAAUCAUCUAAUAAUAGAGUAUUAAAACUUGCAGGUAUGUCAUUAUUCGGUGCUGUAUUCAUAGUCUUUAUGUCUAUGUACAUGCUUAAAAAAAUUAAUUCUUACAAAACGAACGAAACUCCCAUUAUGAAUUUCGAAUAUGAUGAGUUUCCAAAAAAUAUAAUAAACAAUGAUAAAGGAGAGGAAGUAACAUGUGGUGAUAUUAGUUACGUUAAUGAUGAUUGGUCAUAG